AUGAAGAUUACCUACUGGAACAUCAAGGGUUUUAAUAAACCCCUGAAAGAAAAUGGGGUUCUGGACCUCAUGAAAAAGACCAGAAGUGAUCUAAUUUGCAUAUUGGAAACUAAACUGUCAAUGGCAAAUCUUAAGAGUUUGAUGGAAAAGAAAUUUUCCAGAUGGAAGCAAGUUAAUAACUUUGAGUCUCAUAGAGCAGGGAGAAUUCUUGUGAGGUGGAACCCUUAUAAAGUGCAUCUUCAGGUGGUUGAGUCGAAUGGUCAGGUUAUUCACUGCUCAACAGCCUGCUUAAUUUCAUCCACAAGGUUCCUUGCUAACAGUGAUAGAGACUCUGCUUUCUUUCACUCACUAGUAAAAAGCACUACCAAGAACCAUGUUGCUGUGUUAACCAAAAGGAAUGGUGAGACCACAAAGUCAAUGCACCAAGUUGGUGAGGAGUUUUUGACUUUCUUCAAGGAGUUGUUGGGUUCUGAAAUAAACUAUGAACUAGUUGACCCCUGUGUCAUUACCAGGGGUCCCAAAGUGAGUUUAGAACAGGGUGGGAGAAUGAUACAAGAAGUUACUAAUAUGAAAAUUAAAAAUGCUUUGUUCAGCAUUGGGGAUGACAAAUCCCCAGGGCCUGAUGGGUUCUCCUCAUGCUUCUUUAAGAAAUCCUGGAAUAUAAUUGAAAAGGAGUUUGUGAUUAAGCUCAUGACUGAGAAGAUCUACUUGGUUCAGGAGCUGGUUAGAAAAUAUGCAAGGAAGAAAGUCUUCCCUAGAUGCAUGCUAAAAAUAGACCUUAAAAGGGCCUAUGAUUCUGUCUCUUGGAGCUUCCUGAAGGAGUUGUUGGUUCAUCUUAAUUUUCCUGGUAAAAUGUUUGGUUGGAUUAUGCAUUGCAUCUCCACAACUUCCUACUCCCUAGCAUUUACUUAUGAUCUUAUUAUCUUUGGGAGGGGUGACUUAUCUUUUGUGAAGGAGAUCAUGGGACGCCUAAAUUCCUUUUUCAAAUGCUUAGGCCUGAAUGCCAAUGUACUUAAAUCUAACUUUUUCAGUGUAGGGAUUGCCGAACAGGAUAUGGAUGAUAUUAAAACAUUAACUGGUUUUAAUGAUAGAGAGUUUCCUUUUAGAUAUUUGGUGAUUCCCUUGGCAUCCUCCAGAUUAAAGGCAGGCCAAUACUCUCCUCUAAUCAACAGAAUAGCUAAUCUGAUUAGCUCAUAG
This is a messenger RNA of Malania oleifera, 1197 nucleotides long. RefSeq lists its product as uncharacterized. The coding region runs from base 1 to 1197 and encodes 398 amino acids. The record is from RefSeq and is a predicted model, not a curated record. NCBI's taxonomy places the organism in Eukaryota, Viridiplantae, Streptophyta, Magnoliopsida, Santalales, Ximeniaceae. The transcript has 3 exons.